AUGUCAUUUGCAGAGCGACAAAGGCAUCUUCUACAGACAGGCGAGUUUUCUGACUUUAUCCUGACUGUCGAUGGAAGAGACUUCAAAGUUCAUCGCAAUGUCGUCUGUCCUCAGUCAACUAUGUUGCACCGCCUAUGUACUGGCAAUUUCAAGGAAGGACUCGAAGGUCGUGGGACACUGACUGAAGAGAAUGCCGAUAUCUUUGAGAAAGUCCUUGAAUUCAUGUACACUGGAGAAUACAACUCUUCAACGAAGAAACCCGAAAUAAGAGCCGGCGAUGGCACUGAUGUGUUUGGCGAUCAAGAGGUGCCAGAAAUUGAAGAAACGGAGACAGCAUCCAUCCGCCAGCAGUCGGAGCAGCUUAUGGUUCAUACUGAGAUUUACCUGCUGGCAAAAUACCUAGACAUCAGGGAGCUUAUGCGACAGGCGAUGAGCAGAUUCACAGCUUCGGUCGAGAAAAACUUCAGGGCCGAUGCCUUUCUCGAACCAUUUUCUCGAGUUUUCAAUCAUGGUGGUGAUGGUGCAAAUGGACUGAGAGCCCAAAUCCUCGAGUCCUGUCUUGCAUACUCUGGGUAUAUCCCGCAAGACGGGGAGUUAACCUUGCUGCUCCUACGGCACGAACCUAUUGCCUGGAAACUAUUAUCACGGCAGGCUCACGAACACGCUUGUCAGGCCAAGAAGGCUAUUGAAACGCAGCGAGCCCUUGAGAGAGAUCUGCGAAAUUCGCAAGAAGCCGUUAAGAUUCUGAGACAGCAAGUUGAAGAAGUGACAGCGGACAGAGAUCACACGCUCAAGUUGCUUAAGGAGCACGACAGUUGUCGAAAUUGCCGCCAAUUUUUCGGCUCAUACGUGGAAGAGGGCGAGCCCAGGAUCCUUCGGUGCAAGUCUUGCAGAUGCCGGCAUAAUUAG
Capronia epimyces CBS 606.96 is the source of this 909-nucleotide messenger RNA. RefSeq lists its product as uncharacterized. NCBI's taxonomy places the organism in Eukaryota, Fungi, Ascomycota, Eurotiomycetes, Chaetothyriales, Herpotrichiellaceae. The record is from RefSeq and is a predicted model, not a curated record. Gene Ontology annotation, molecular function: protein binding. The transcript has 2 exons. Bases 1 to 909 code for a protein of 302 amino acids.